AGUUACGGUGCGAGGCCGACCGGCUUGCCAGCGAAGCAAUUUUCGAUGCAAAGUACACAGUAGCCAUGAUGGCAAUGCCAUUGGAGUUCUUAGUUUCUAAGUAAUAUUCAUCAAAAUGGGAGUGGAAUCUGAAUUUGACACCAUAUUUGACCUCCUGGAUGCCAGACAGAAAGGUUUCAUAGAAUACAAUGAGAUUCUUGAUUUUUACCAGGCAUUUUAUUUUAUGCCUGUUGCAAGAGAUCAAGUACAUGAAGCCAUAAAACAUGUUUGUGGCAAAGAAGCUGAUGGAAGAUGUCGGAAGAGUCAAUUUUUAGAUCUGGUGGUGGAAUUAGAGCGGAGACGGCAGGUUGAACAAGGAUCUUGGUGGGACUUCAAAGCUCUAGAUACAAAGGAUGCAGAUAGAAUAUCAGUAAAGGAAGGUCUGUUUUUGAUGAAAGCUACUCACCAAGAACAUUUUACAACCAUCACAUGGCAAUCAUUCCUUGAGUCUCGUUCACACCCUCAUGAAGACAUCAAUUAUUCUGAGAUACGCAUGUGGCUAUGUAAUUGGCCACUUCAUGGGACACACUGUGGAUAUGAUGAAGUCAUUGCAAUGGGAGAGAAGUUGGAUAAGGAAAAGAAGAGACAGGAUAUGCAGAGGAGGAAGAAAGUGAUGAAUCUUGAGGAUGAUUUCAUCAAAGCAAUUGAAGCUCAGGAAAAACAACAAUACAGCAACAAAUUCAGGAAUGAGGCCAAGCGAAAAUUGAACAGGUGGGUGCAGCUAGGAGUAGAGUCCUUGUUAUUUGAUGAUGGAUAUGAUGCCUUUGAAGGAGAUGGUACACAAAGAAAUACAGUCUCUGUCCAAGAUCUUAUGGAAGCUAUGGAUGAGAAAUAUGAUAUUCUGAGAGAGAAACUCCUAUGGGAAGCCACUCAGAAACAUGUCGGUGAGAGCAUUUGGUCAUCAAUGAGGGAGAGUGAGCAUGAAGAACAAGUCUUGAGAGUAAAGACCAAAGAGACUGAAUACAGAGUCAAGGGUGACUUUGAGAAGAUCACACAGCUGUCUGUCUCCUACCAACUUUAUAAUAGUACUCUGAUAUCCAUGAUGGGGUAUGAAAGAUUGGCCCAUCUGAAAUACCUCAAAGAAUUACAAGACAAAGAGAAGAAGAUGAAAUUAGAUGGGAAGACAUCAGAUGAGAUUUAUCAAGUCUUUUCAGAGGAACACAUGCAGAAGAUUCAAGGAAGAGCCACUGCAGGUCAACUUUUGAUUGACCUUCACAAGCGUCAUGUAUCUGAGAGAGAAUUUGUCCUCUCCUUACUGAAGGGUAGUCAAGGUCGUCCAUUGUUUGCUGCUGAGAUGGUGACGGAAUAUGUCCAUUAUGUAACUCAGCAAUUGAUAGCAGCAUGGGAACCAUCUCAACUAGAGUAUUCAGCAAUGGCCAUGGGAAUCUCAGAGAGAACUCAAGAUCUUAAAUCAUCCUGCUACGACUAUGAUCGUGAUCUUCAUGAACUGCUUGGGUUGCAUCGAUUACACCAAGAUGGUGCGUCCAAGCGUCCAGACAAGCCUUCAGGGGAACACUUUCCAAUGGAAGGCAGAAACCGUGGUAUUGUGGAUCUUCAGGUUGAGAUCAUGAGGGCUGUACUUAGAAAACAAAUGCAUGAGAGGAUGAUGAUGAGUUACAUGCUACAAGGCAAGGAAAGUACUGCAUGGAGAGCUGCAGCUAAUAGAAGACCUUCAAGAGAAGACAAGGAACAACGUAUCAAUGAACUAAGAACACUUUGCUCAAAUUGGAGACAAAGUCCUCUUGAGUACAUUAGGAGCAAACAGAAUGCACAUGUUAAGAUGCUGCUGGAAGGAACAUGGCUGUAUCAUGCUAACAAACAACUUGACAUCCGAGGAGGUCACAACUUGACAUUGACCCAAGUCUCUGCACAUGUUAUGGCUGAUCUUCAGCAGCAUCACUCUAGAGAGCUAGAGAGAAUCCUGCUUGAAAUGCAACAUAAGGACUCCAAAGAUCUAAUGUCAAUCUGGCGUCGUGAAUACGGUGCAUUGAAUGAAGAGUUUUUGGAUGGUAUAUCAGCUGUGAUCCUUGGAACCUUUGAACUCUCUUUUGAAGAACUUGAAAUAGUAGCAGCCCUGGAAGCCAAGUAUGAUGUCCUCAGGGACAAGCUGUUGAUGGAUGCUCUAUUAAAGCAAUAUGGAGAAGCUGAAUGGAAGAUGUCUGAAGGAGACAGGCAAAGACUUCUUAUCAAACUCAAGCUAGAAGAGAGACGUCUAAGACAAGAAGGAAAGUUUGAUCAAGCAGCCAAGCUUCUUGGAGAUAGUAUUAAGGUAGCCCUUCUUGGAUUUUAUUUACAAAAACGGUUAUGCUCUGUUGGAGGGUGA
Molecule: messenger RNA, 2362 nt
Organism: Lytechinus variegatus (green sea urchin)
Lineage: Eukaryota; Metazoa; Echinodermata; Echinoidea; Temnopleuroida; Toxopneustidae
Exons: 14
Coding region: 116-2362 (748 amino acids)
Molecular function (GO): calcium ion binding
Source: RefSeq, a predicted model, not a curated record